Culex pipiens pallens (northern house mosquito) is the source of this 1900-nucleotide messenger RNA. RefSeq lists its product as uncharacterized. Bases 577 to 963 code for a protein of 128 amino acids. The transcript has a single exon. The record is from RefSeq and is a predicted model, not a curated record. NCBI's taxonomy places the organism in Eukaryota, Metazoa, Arthropoda, Insecta, Diptera, Culicidae.
GUAGCUGGACUGAUGGAGAAACUUGGCCAUUCUCACGAAGCUGAUCAAUGGCGUCUGUUCAUCGACGGAUCCAAGUCAGGCCUAAAAGCAGCUCUGCUGCAUAAGGGCAAUAAACUUCCGUCCGUACCGGUAGCGUGGUCGUCCUCUUUGAAAGAGUCUUAUGCUUGUUUUGAUGUUUUACUUCAAGCCAUUAAGUACAACCAGCACAUGUGGGACAUUUGCGGAGAUCUUAAAGCGAUUUGCCUGCUACUGGGUAUGCAGACGGGGUUCACGAAACAUGGUUGUUUCAUUUGCGAGUGGGACAGUCGCGAUCGAGCUAAACACUACAAAAAGAAGAUCUGGCCACGGAGAAAAGGUUUGAUUCCUGGACACAAAAACGUGAUCCAAACUCCUCUUGUUGAUCCGAUCAGGGUGUUGCUUCCACCCCUGCACAUCAAACUUGGAUUGAUGAAAAAUUGGGUUAAAGCUCUGGAUCGAACUGGACCGGGAUUUGCGUAUUUGAAGGAGAAGUUCCCAAAGCUUUAUGAGGCGUAGGUAAAGGAAGGAGUUUUCAUCGGGCCGCAAAUUAAACUGCUGAUGAAGGACGAGACGUUUCCGAGCCAGCUGAACACCAAGGAGCUGAAGGCGUGGAACUGGUUCAAGCAGGUCUGCGAAAACUUUUUAGGGAACCAUAAAGCAAACAACUAUGCUGAGUUGGUGAAAAAACUGCUCACUUCUUACAAGGAGCUGGGCGUCAACAUGUCCCUCAAGAUCCACUAUCUUGAUUCCCAUCUUGAUUUCUUUCCGGAAAACUUGGGUGCUGUAAGCGACGAACACGGCGAAAGGUUCCACCAAGAGUUAGCUGCGAUGGAAAGUAGAUAUAAGGGAAAAGAAGCGAACAUGUUAGCUGACUACUGCUGGACCUUGCUGCGAGAGGAUAAGGAGACAGUUUACAGCAGACAAUCAGAUCGCAAGUCGUUUUAGUGUAAGUUGCAUACAAUAAACUGGUGGUGGCACAUAUGAGCGUUUGUUUGAAUCAAAUAAUGAAAUGAUUAACCCACCCCUCCCCCUAAACCCCUGACCUUUUCGAAAAAAUCUAAUGAUGGGAAUGGAUUCAGCAGACAAAAAUACAUUAAAAAUGAUCAAUUAGACUGACGAGCCAUCGACCUUUAGCCAUCUCUAAGUCAUACUUUAACAUUAAAUCGAUUUUAUUUUGAAAAAAUCAUCGAAAAUUCUAUUUUUACUCAAAAACCUGACCUUUUCGAAAAAAUCUAAUGAUGGGAAUGGAUUCAGCAGACAAAAAUACAUUAAAAAUGAUCAAUUAGACUGACGAGACAUCGACCUUUAGCCAUCUCUGAGUCAUACUUUAACAUAAAAUAGAUUUUAUUUUGAAAAAAUCAUCGAAAAUUCUAUUUUUACUCAAAAACCUGACCUUUUCGAAAAAAUCUAAUGAUGGGAAUGGAUUCAGCAGACAAAAUUACAUUAAAAAUGAUCAAUAAGAUUGCCGAGACAAACUUAUUUAACGUUCUGCAAAGCAUUUUUGAUUUUUAUUAUUGAUAUCCCAGCAGAAUUUGACUUGCAUGCAAGUUGGAAAAACUUGAAUGAGAACCAACUGAAAAUAUAAUUUUAAAAUGGCUAUAAAUAUGCGUAGAAACAAUCAAAUUUAAAAAACCAGGGGUGUUUCCGAAAGGGGAAAACGUGAACUUUAAGAAAACUGUAUUGGUUUAGUUGUUUAUUCAAUAGUUCUUUUGUAAAAUAGUCGACAAAGUAGCUAAUUUUGGCCUAAACUAACAUUUCAAACGGGUGUAUCUCAAAAUUGGGACCAUUUGGAGCAAUUCUGGACCCGGAUUCGGAUUCAGCAGGCAAAAUUCUACUAGGAACACAUAUACUCGUCUCAGAGACAAAAUCUUGUUGGACUGUG